UCGCCGCUGCCGAUUUGCAGCACACCAAUGCGUGAGCGGGAGCGUGUGACGGUGUUUGAAUGUCGACAAGUGAUCGAUAAAUUGGCGGCUACGGAAAUCAAAUUGGCGGAAUUAGAAACAAAAUUAACAUUGGCUGAACGCAAAUUGGUUUCGACAGAGAACGAGUAUUCCGUCUUGGAUGAAUUGUUUCAGGAAGCAUUAAAAAAAAAAGUAAAUUUACUAAAUGCUAAUAAAGAACUCAAGGCCGAGAUCGCGAUACUAAGGGAAAAGAUUAAAUUAUUCGAGGAGAUGUCCAGCGAAGAAAAAGCCGACGGGCGUAGUAAUUUCGAGCAUUUUAAGCAAGUCUUUAUAAAGGAAAUAGCCGCCAAGGAGGAAAUAAUUGCUGAAUUAAAUGAACACCUGCAGGAUGCGAUCAGUGCGCAUGUCAAGGAGAAUGCAAGGGUCCGCGAAGUAGAAGAGCAGUUGAAGAAGUGCUUCGACCAAAUCAACACGCUCAAUCUGACGGUCAAUCAAUAUAAGGCAAGCCUGAGGGACAAAGAUUUGGAGAUUAGUUGCCUGGAGCGCGACAAGCAGGACUUAGCCCAGUGCCUGAAUGUGCUGCGGCAGGAGUCGCAGGGACGCCGUGAGGUGCUGAAUGCCUCCUCGGACAUGCUGGACACUUCGCUGUCGCCUGGCAGUGUGCCGGAAAAUCUUGGCAGCUGUGUGAUUGAAAAGCAGCUGCGCGAAAAGGAUCAGGAGUUAUGUCAGCUAAAAGAGGAAUUCGCAAAACUCCAGUCGGACAUAUACAAAUUAAUCAAUGCGGAAGUGAAGGUCGAACCAUCCUUCAAUGAUCAAACGCAGCUUUUAAAGGCUAUUUGUGAUGCGCUUAUUGUUAGUCCCCAGGCAGCCGCCGAAUACGAGACCAGGAAACUUCACAACGAGAUCGAGAUCCUAAUCGCGAAGCUGCAGAGCGAAAAGGACGCCAGGGCCGACAUGCACGAUCCGCACGACAAGGAGUGCAUCAAAAUGACUUGUGAACUGGCAUUUAUCGACGAGGAUUUGGACAACGAAAAGCAGAUCGUGGCGCAGCAGCAUAAACGAAUUCUGGAUGCCCAACAGCGUCUCGACUCUCUAGCCUUGACCGAGAAACAUAAUAAACAGCUGGAUGAGCUGCAGCACCAGUUGGAGAUCCUCGAAACUGAACUCUCACAGAUGGCCUUGCAAAACUUAAAUGAUCAGCAUUGCGUCCUCAACUACCUCGAGGAUAAGAAGGCGAGUGAUGAGAUGUCGUGGCAGAGUCUUGAGGAAACAAAGAGGCUGGAGCAGCAGAUCAACUCGAAGCAUGAUCUGCUGAACAAGAAGGAGAGCGAGGUGGCUGAGGUAAAAGAUCAAAUUGCUGUGCUGCAGCAGCAGAUUAAGGACGAAGAGGCUAAGGGACGCUUGCAGGCGCCCGCAAGGAUGGCGGAGCUCGACCAGCUAGUCAAGGACCGCAACGUUCUGGCGAUCACAUCACAUGAACAGUCUCAGCGACUAGCACAUCGUCACGAUCGGCUGGAAAAGCUGGAGCUGGCACGGAAGAAGAAGGAAAUGCAGAUCAAGAAUGAGAAUCACGACCCUGACUCGGAGAUCGGCCGUUACUAUGUGCGGGCACUGCAGGAACUGGAAAGUAAAUGCAAUUUUACGUUGCAAAAAUGCGUUCAAGCGGAAGCAGAAGCCGCCGAGCAGGCUGACAAGUUGUCCCACGUGCUGCAACGUCUGGAACAGAUCCAAUACCAGAAUAAAGUAGCCACCGCCAAAGAGCCACCGCGUGCGGCACAAAAAGAUUCCGAUACAGAUCUGAUUGCAGAAAAGGAUGCGAAAAUAGCUGAACUAACAGUCGAAAUGAUGGUGCUAACAGAUAUAUUGGACACCCUGUCGGCUGAGAAAUCCGGGCUAGCGAAAAAGCUUUCGAUGCAAAAAAUUCUUCUGCAGAUGUAUGAUAAGUCCAAAGAUGUUGUGUUGGAAAAUGUGAAGAGCCAGCAGGAGAAUAAAAAGUGUUACAAGCAGAAAUUGAAACACUGGCAAGAAGAACACUCAGACGUUAUCAAGAAGUUGGAGCUGGAGAUCGAUCAAUGGCGCGAAAGAUACGAAAACUUUGAAAAAGAUAGCAGCUCGCAGAAGGAGAUCGCCGGUACGAAUGAGCGAAUGCACCAGGACACAGUUCAAGGACAUGCACGGACCAUUUCGAAGCUUCGAGAUGAUUACAAUACGCUAGAGAAAGACUUACUCCACAAACAGAACUGUUGCGAAGAGGAUCGGCAAAAGCACAACGAACGAGUGGUGCUGCUGACAGAAGAGCGUGACACUCUAAGACUUCAUAAAGACACCUUGAAGCAAGAGCUCGACACUCUGAGCCAAGAGCGGGACACUCUGAAACAGGAGCGUGACACCCUGAGACUUUAUAGUGACACCGUGAACCAAGAGCGCGACAAUCUGAACGAGUCUAAUGGUACCUUAAUAAAAGAGCGCGACAAUCUGAACGAGUCGUAUGCGACCCUACAGAAAGAGCGCGACAAUCUGAACGAGUCUUAUGGUAACUUGAUAAAAGAGCGCGACAAUCUGAACGAGUCGUAUGCGACCCUACAGAAAGAGCGAGACAAUCUGAACGAGUCAUAUGCGACCCUACUGAAAGAGCGCGACAAUCUGAACGAGUCGUAUGCGACCCUACUGAAAGAGCGCGACAAUCUGAACGAGUCUAAUGGUACCCUACAGAAAGAGCGCGACAAUCUGAACGAGUCUUAUGGUAACUUGAUAAAAGAGCGCGACAAUCUGAACGAGUCGUAUGCGAACCUACUGAAAGAGCGCGACAAUCUGAACGAGUCGUAUGCGACCCUACAGAAAGAGCGAGACAAUCUGAACGAGUCAUAUGCGACCCUACUGAAAGAGCGCGACAAUCUGAACGAGUCGUAUGGUACCCUACAGAAAGAGCGCGACAAUCUGAACGAGUCUUAUGGUACCUUGAUAAAAGAGCGCGACAAUCUGAACGAGUCAUAUGCGACCCUACUGGAAGAGCGCGACAAUCUGAAGGAGUCGUAUGCGACCCUACUGAAAGAGCGCGACAAUCUGAACGAGUCGUAUGCGACCCUACUGAAAGAGCGCGACAAUCUGAACGAGUCGUAUGCGACCGUACUGGAAGAGCGCGACAACCUGGAGGCUGCCGAACAGCAACACCAGACGGAAAUAUCUCGAUUUGAGUACAUGGAACGAGAGAUAUGGGGAAUACUGGACAAUACCACAGAGAAGAUGCAGGAGCUGGCGGAGAUAAACGCAAACGAAAACAAGGAGAACCGUCAGCUACAUGGCGAGAGCUCUUUGCGUCAGGUGAAUUGUCUGGAAAUGCUCAAAGAGAUACUCUAUCGAAAGGACACGGAAAUCGAAACCCUGCGCAAGGAUAAAGAAAUGAUUCUCAAAUCCGAACGUGCCACCAAAAACAACCUCCAUAAGUUCAUCAGAGAAUGCGAUGCGAAAGAGGCACGACUCAGCCAGGAGAUGGGUAUUCUCAACUACAAUUUUAAGCAAGCAAAAAAACUUGUCCAACAGCAGAAACUCUCGCAUGACACGGAAAUCCAGCUAAAGAUAGAUGCCGGGAACCAGGCCCUGGGAGCUGUCAAACGAGAAUUGCAGAAAGCACGCGAGCAAAUGCUGAAAAUCGAAAUGGCACAUGCACAUGAUAAGCAGCAAUUGAAACUGCUGGCAACACAAUUUCAGGCUGAGCACGCACAGAGUCUCCAAGAAAAAGCUGACCUCCAAGCGGACCUUCAGAAUCACAAGGGGCAGCUCCUGAUGUUCCAGGAAAUGGUUCAAGGACACAAAGGGAUCAUUUUAAAGCAGCAAGAUGAUUUCAGGGCCCUAGAGAAGGACUUACUCCACAAACAGAAGUGUUUGGAAGAGGAUCGCCAAAAACUUCACCAACAAGUGCUGAUGCUGAAAGAAGAGCGUAACUACCUGACACUUUACAAAGGCACCCUGAGGCAAGAGGUCGACACCCUGACACAGGAGAAUAAAACGCUGACACAGGAGCGUGACACUCUGAAGCAAGAGCUCGACACCCUGAACCAAGAACAUGAGGCCCUGAAACUUUAUAAUGACACCCAGAAGCAAGACCUGGUCUCAGUUGAAAAGCAGCUCAAGGUGGAGGUGUCCCGCCAGGAGAUCGAGACUGAAGCUCGUGCCAUGACCGAGAAGCAGCUCUCGUUGGUCCAGCAUCAACUGGAGCAAUCUGAACAGAACUAUGCCCCUUUUAAAAUCGAGAUUACUGACCCACAAACGACCUCGGACGAACGACAGAUUGAGUUAAGCAAACAGUUGAAUGCCGCCAAAAUGGAACUGGCCGAAACGAUGAAACACCACAGUGCCACAUACACGGCGGCUGCCGAGGAGGAGGGGCUACUCGAUCGCACGACCUUCCAGCGGGACUGCCAGGUGCUGCAGGCCAAAUAUCAGGAGGCCAAAAAGAAGAUUGACGAACUACAAGCGAACAUAAAGGACCAGCGCAACGAGAUGGAGGGCAAGUUGGAGAAAAUGAAAAAUAAAAUGUCUGAUACAGACCGAAUCCCAACCGACAUUCUCUUUGAAAAAAUACCCAGAAUAAGCGCCAGUUGGAGUUCGAUUUUCUCUGUCAUGCAUCGCACCUUGUACACCGCGGAGGUGACACGCAUGAAGGAGAAGCAGGAGCGCGAGGCGGCGCAUAACAAAGCGGAACUGGAGGCCCUUACAUGUCAGAAUACCAAAUACGAGGAGCAUACACGGAAGCUCUCCAAUCAGAUUGUUCGCUUGAACGAAAGGAUACUCGAGCAACAGAAGCAGCACGCGAUAACCACAACAAAAUUGCGCCACAUGCAGGCCACCUCGGAAGCCACCAAAUCCUCAUCUUCACUUUCCACACUGACUGUCGCUGGAAGCGCAACCACAGCGGACGCGGGCACGGGCACGGGCACGGCAGCAUCCGCCACCGAGGACUGGCAACCCUUCAAGCGUCCCAGUGCGCCCUCCUCGAAUCUGGCAAUGGAAGAUGAAGAGGGGGAGGUGUUCAACAACACCUAUUUGACGGACCUAAAGCUGGGCCGUGUGCCGUAUAUAUCCGCUGAGGAGCUAAACUAUCGAAACUCGCUGCAGCCGCCGCAUCUGAGGAGCACCUAUGCGGCCCAAUACGAUGUGGGAAUCCAAGACGAAGAUCCCAAAGACGGACCACAUAGUCUGGACGACAGCACGAGCGCCUUGCUUAGCUGUUCGGCGAGCACUGGGGCCCGCAAGAAGUCAAUGGGCACUCACUACAAGCGUCCUGGUCCGCCCACACCCAGCAAGAACGGCGGCCGCUUGUCCUUUGGCAGCUCAGAGCCGCCGCGGGAGAUACUGCGCGAGACAUGCGAGAAUACCGGCACCUCCAAAACACCCACACGCUUCAAGAUGUUCACCUCGCGCUUUAGCAUCGGCAGCACCACCAGCGGCAGCAGUGGCCUGCCCCGUGAUGAGCGGCCGCUACGUCGGGAGCGGCCGAAUCUAUUGACCGGCAUGCAGCGCCGCAGACUGCAGCUUCGUCAGUCCUCAGGCCUCUUCUGCACCUCAACGCCACGCAAGAGCCGCUCCUACUACGAUCAGCGACGUCUGAUAAGUGCCAGCGAUGCAAUCUCAGAUCAGGAGGAGGAUGAGGAAGAGGACGAGCAAGAAGGUAAUGAGCAGAAACCAAAACAGGAGCAGGAGAAUGUGGCCGAAGAGCUAGAGGAGGAGGGCACACCGCACUUGUCGAAUGCCGCACUGUUGGCCAUCACCCGUGGAGUGACCCGCAGGCUGAGCAACGAUCCACGCUACAGUUCCCCUAGUUCGGGGUCCACUCCUCAGUUUGGCGGCGGCAAGCGGAAAUAUCGCAAGGGACGUGUCUCCCUUUGCUUGCACGGCAAUAUCUUUGCCAGGAGCCGGCCGCUGACGAAGAUCACGGCCACGGCCCAUGCAGGAAAUCUCAAGCAGCAGCGCGAGAAGCUGAAACAGCAGCGCCUGAAUCGCUUCGAUCAGGGAAGGCACUUCAACGAGUCCCCUGUGCCGGCAGUCACUUUCGAGCAGUCACCCAUCCCAGACAAUCUCCAGAGGCACCACCAGGCACCGACGAAUGUCACCUAUAAGCUCCUCCAGCCGUUGGACCGCUGCGCCAACAAUAACUACAGCCAGCACAAUCGCAACAAAGAGCAGCAACAGCAGGACCAGCAGCUGCUACUGAUGAUGGGCCAAACGGUGGUACUAAGGCCAGAAGAGCAGAUCCUCGACGAUGGAUUGCUGCCAGUGGCAGCGACCACAUUUGACGUCAGUGAGACCGAUAGUACAGAUAUGUGGCAGCAUCGGCAGGUAUUCGAGCGGCAGAAUGUCCAGGCUUGGUUGACGGAAUAUGCCAGAGAGAGGGAGACCCCAAUCGAGAUGGAGAACGAGGACAACCAUGGCGCACAUUUUGAGCAGUUGUGCAGGGAAACGGAGUCGACGGCACCGUUUGAGCUCCAGCCGCUGCACUACAAAGAGCAGGAGGAGCAGCUAAAGGUCAGAUCGGUGCGGCCGCUCAAUAUUACGGGCACCACCAGCGUGUGCACGACCAAUGCCAGCUGUGCCACCAAUCUCACCAGUGCCUCGUCGCGGAAGUCCUGUACAAUCUACUCCCUGGGGAACAUACAAUCGGAGCCCCUGCCGACAAUGACCAUCACGCAUGUGGAGCAGCGGUUGGUGCACCACGAGCGAAGGACAAAGACGCUGACGCUGCGUGAGCUGUGGCACACCUUCUGUCGCCUCAAUCUGUCUGGCCGUCUAAUGCUCAGCCUUGCGAUGGCUCUUACGAUGAUACUGUGCUCUCAGGUGGCGGACAGGAUGGCCCUGGGUGUCACCGCGGCUUUUGGAUUACUGCUUUUGGUCCUUUUGCUGUGCUGUGGCAAGUAGAGGGAUACCAGAAGGAGAGACGCAUACCAGAAUGAAGACAUAAAACACACACACACGCAACAAAAAAAAUACUCAUUUAAUAAAAGUUUCUUCCAUUCCACAAAACAUUAUCCCAUUGCUUAUACACCCGAUAUAUCUUUGUUCCAUUCGCAGAAUUCGCCGCCCAAGCGCCGCCUUAGCAACAUGUUCAAGAGAAAAUAAAUGUAAAUAAAUGUCCAUGUACAGAGAAAAAACCAACGCCAACCAGCAUUAAGCCAAAUAAUCAUUAAGAAUUCUUGAAUAUUAUUACUUUUCUUUUGGCACAUACUAAAGCCUGAAAAAAAAAACAAAUCCACAGAGUAUACCAUGUAUAUGAAGAGGAUAAAAUAUAUAUUAUUUUCUUGUGUUCAAUGUACAUACACGAAAA
Messenger RNA from Drosophila miranda, 7336 nucleotides. RefSeq names its product centromere-associated protein E. The transcript has 11 exons. The record is from RefSeq and is a predicted model, not a curated record. NCBI's taxonomy places the organism in Eukaryota, Metazoa, Arthropoda, Insecta, Diptera, Drosophilidae. Bases 28 to 6930 code for a protein of 2300 amino acids.